AAUAUUUAUUAUAUAAACAUAUUAAAUUUUAUUUUGUAAUUAUGUCCAAGGAUAUUCGAUCAUUUUUUAAUGCAGUUAAUAAAAAAACAUCACAACCAAUUUCAGCAUCUAAUACAAAGAAACGGCCGGCAGUUAUUUGUGAUUCCAGUGAUGAAGAAGUUCCUGCAACGCCAGUUGAAAAAUCUAAAACAACAAAAAAAAGAAAAAUUGCUAAUGGAACUGAAAUUGAUAAGUCUCCGAAGGUUAAAAAUGGAGGGUCAGCAAAAAAGGAUAAGAAAUCUUCACCAACUAAAUUAAAGCCAAUUAGUGCACUAGAGAUGUUUAAAUCCUCACCUAAAAAUUCAAAGAAAGAGAAAAAACCCGAAAAGCAAGAAACAGUAGAAGAUAUGUUUAUGAAAGAAGAAGAUGUAUUUUCUGAUGAAGAUUUCAAAGCAACUUUAUUACAAGUAGAUGAAGUAGUUGGAAAAAAAGAAAAAAAUAAUGAGAAAUCUUCAAAUUCAAAGAAUAAUAACCAUAGCUCUGAAAAUGAGAAAAUUAAAUCAUCGAAAGUUAAAUUGGAAAAUGAUUCUGAAGAUGAUAAAAUCAAAUCACCUAAAGUGAAAUCCAAAAAUGACUCUCAAGAUAGUAAAAUAAAGUCACCCAAGAAGGAUUCUGAAGAUGAUAAAAUAAAAUCGCCAAAACCGAAGAUUAAAACUGAAAAGGAGUCUAAAAAAUUGAAUGGGAGUAAACUGGAUAGUCUAGGAGCGUCAUCAGAUGAUCAAAAAUAUUCGUCUAAUAAUGACGAUUCACUUUGUGAUACAAGCCAAGAUAUAAUUGAAAAAACCCCAAAAGCACGAAAACGUAAAGCGGAUUUAGAUGAAACUAUUACUGACGAAGAUCGUUUUGAAAGACGACGUCAAUCAUCUGUUAUGUAUCAAAAAUAUUUAAAACGAGCUGGUCCAUCAAAUCCUGGUUCGAAAGAAGUGCCUCAAGGUACACCAGAUUGCUUAAAACCUUUGGUUUUCCUUCUCACUGGUGUAUAUGAGUCAUUAGAACGAGAUGAAGCUGCAAGUAUUAUCACUGAUUUAGGCGGACGAGUUGUCAAAGCAAUAUCAGGUAAAGUAACUCAUCUAGUGGUUGGAGAAGAUGCAGGUCCCGCUAAAUUGGAUAAAGCUAAAAGUAUGGGUAUAAAAAUAAUCUCCGAGGAUGGCUUAUUAGAUCUCAUUCGAGAGAGAUCAUCCGAUUCAAAGAAAUCAGGUUCAGAUUCUAAAGAAACAAAGGACAUCAAAUCAAAAAAAAUUAAAACUUCUGAGGAAAAAUCUAAAGACACUAAGUCGGAAGAAUCAAACAAAAAAACACCAAAAAAACACAAAGAAGCAGAAAAUAAAAAAUCAGAAGUGUCCGCCAGCCCACCUAAGAAGAAAAUGAUUGAACUUCCAAAAGAAAAAUCAACAAAAACAUCGCCUACGAAAUCAAAAGAAAGUGAAGAAGUUAGCGAAUUCUUUAAGAAGGAUAAGCCGAAAAUAAAACUAGAGAAUGUAGACAAAUCCGAAUCUCGAGAAACUGAAAAGCAUGUACCUAAAUCAGAAUCAAUAAUAUCGGAUAAUGUUUCAUGGGUCGAUAAAUAUAAACCAAAAACACUUAAACAAAUUAUUGGACAACAAGGAGAAAAUAGCAAUGUAAAGAAAUUAAUUAAAUGGAUGGAAAAUUGGUACAAAAAUCGUAAUCCAAAAUUAAAAUUAACAAAACCAAGUCCAUGGGCGAAAAAUGAUGAUGGAGCGUACUUUAAAGCGGCAUUAUUAAGUGGACCUCCAGGUGUUGGUAAAACUACAACUGCGAGUUUAGUAUCUACCGAGUUAGGCUUCGAUGUUGUUGAAAUGAAUGCUUCAUGCACAAGAAGUAAAAGUUUAUUGCGGGAAGAUGUCAGUAAUUUAUUAAGUAAUCAAUCUUUGGCGGGAUAUUUUAAUGGUAGUGAAAAAGGCAUGACUAGAAAGCAUGUAUUAUUAAUGGAUGAAGUGGACGGUAUGGCGGGAAACGAAGAUAGAGGUGGUAUGCAAGAAUUAAUACAAUUAAUAAAAAAUUCAUCAAUCCCUAUAAUAUGCAUGUGCAACGACCGAAAUCAUCCAAAAAUUCGAUCACUUGUUAAUUAUUGUUUCGAUUUGAAAUUCUCAAAACCACGGGUUGAACAAAUUCGGGGAGCUAUGAUGUCGGUAUGUUACAAAGAAAAUAUCAAGAUAAAACCAGAAGUAUUAGAUCAAAUUAUUAGUGGAACACAAAAUGAUAUUCGACAAACGUUAAAUAAUUUAUCAAUGUGGGUAGACGAUAAUAUCAGUUUAGAAACAGCUAAAGAUAAGGCGAAUAAUUCAAAGAAAGAUAUCAAAUUGGGCCCUUGGGAUGUUGUACGAAAAGUAUUUUCUGAAGAAGAACAGAAGAAAACCAACAUACAUCAAAGAAGUAGUUUAUUUUUUCACGAUUACAGCAUGGCACCUUUAUUUGUUCAAGAAAAUUAUUUAAACGUUGUUCCACACUGUGAUAAAAAAGAAUGGUUAGAUCGUUUUACGGAAACUGCCGAAUAUUUAAGUUUAGGCGAUUUAGCCGAUUCACGUAUACGUAAAAAUGGAGCUUGGAGUCUUUUACCAUUACAAGCGAUGUAUAGUAGUGUUGCUCCAGGACAUUUAUUAUCUGGACAUUUUGGUGGUCAAAUAAAUUUCCCUUCUUGGUUAGGUAAAACUUCAAAACGGAAUAAAUUUUUACGAAUGUUGAGUGAAUUACAAAUUCAUAUGCGCUUGAGCACAUCAGGAAGUUUACAAGCUGUUAAUUUAGAUUACUUACCGUACAUUAAAAAUUCUCUAAUUAAACCAUUGCAAGCCGGUAACGUGGAUGAAGCUAUUCAAAUUAUGCAAAAUUAUCAUUUAUUGCGGGAAGAUUUGGAAAAUAUUGUGGAAUUAUCAUUAUGGCCAAAGCAAAAAGAUCCAUUAGCACUUAUUAAUGGCAAAGUAAAAGCAGCGUUUACAAGACAAUACAACAAAGAAUGUCAAUUAGUAUCUUCAGUAGUAACUAAAAAACGAGCGAAUAUCCCAUUGGAUCAAGAAAAUGAGUAUGAUGAGGAAAAUGAGGAUCAAAUUAAUUCCGAAAAUGAAAAUGAGGAUGAUGACGACAUUACAAAAGAUAGUACAAUUAAGGCCAAGAAAGUACUUAAACCAGAAAAGGGCGAAACUUCAUCAAAAAAGAAAAAAACAGCUGAAACAACAGAAAAACCAAAAAAGUCUCGAGAUAUACAGGUAUAUUGA
This is a messenger RNA of Chrysoperla carnea, 3269 nucleotides long. RefSeq names its product replication factor C subunit 1 (gene Gnf1). The record is from RefSeq and is a predicted model, not a curated record. Gene Ontology annotation, cellular component: nucleus; DNA replication factor C complex. Gene Ontology annotation, molecular function: DNA clamp loader activity; ATP hydrolysis activity; DNA binding. The coding region runs from base 42 to 3269 and encodes 1075 amino acids. The transcript is spliced from 14 exons. Gene Ontology annotation, biological process: DNA replication; DNA repair. Lineage: Eukaryota; Metazoa; Arthropoda; Insecta; Neuroptera; Chrysopidae.